Messenger RNA from Oryza brachyantha (malo sina), 1348 nucleotides. Its product is annotated as protein YABBY 5. The transcript is spliced from 7 exons. NCBI's taxonomy places the organism in Eukaryota, Viridiplantae, Streptophyta, Magnoliopsida, Poales, Poaceae. Gene Ontology annotation, biological process: cell fate commitment; regulation of leaf development; polarity specification of adaxial/abaxial axis. The coding region runs from base 162 to 974 and encodes 270 amino acids. Gene Ontology annotation, cellular component: nucleus. The record is from RefSeq and is a predicted model, not a curated record.
CGCUUCUCCACUCCUCCUCGUCCUCCUCUUCCCUCUCCUCGUUGAACGCCGCACUAUCAAAUCACCCAGCAGAAAGGCCCGCUCGCUCUCCCACGCCGUGGUCUUUCGCAGCAGCGACGACCGCGCGCGCCGUCCGGGCAGGGAUCACCGAGGUACGCGCCAUGAUGUCGUCGGCGUCGGAGACGUUCUCGCUGGACCACCUCGCGCAGCAUCAGCAGCACCCGCCGCCGCCGCCGCUCGCCGAGCAGGAGCAGCUCUGCUACGUGCACUGCAACUUCUGCGACACCAUCCUCGCGGUGGGCGUGCCGUGCAGCAGCCUGUUCAAGACGGUCACCGUGCGGUGCGGCCACUGCGCCAACCUGCUCUCCGUCAACCUCCGCGGCCUCCUGCUCCCGGCUGCCGCCACCGCCGCCAACCAGCUCCCCUUCGGCCAGGCCCUCCUCUCCCCCACCUCACCCCAUGGCCUCCUUGAUGAGGUGCCGUCGUUCCAAGCGCCGCCGAGCCUAAUGACCGAACAGGCGAGUCCCAACGUGAGCAGCAUCACGAGCAGCAACAGCAGCUGUGCCAACAACGCGCCGGCGACGUCGAUGGCGUCGGCGACCAAGGCUACCCAGCGAGAGCCGCAGCAGCCGAAGAACGCGUCGUCAGCCAACAGGACUUCAGAAAAACGGCAGAGGGUUCCUUCGGCGUACAACCGGUUCAUCAAAGACGAGAUACAACGCAUCAAGGCAAGCAAUCCGGACAUCACCCACAGGGAGGCUUUCAGCGCAGCAGCCAAGAACUGGGCCCAUUUCCCACACAUCCAUUUUGGCCUGAUGCCGGACCAGGGCCUGAAGAAGACCGGCAUACAAAGCCAGGAAGGAGCGGCUGGGGAAUGUAUGCUCUUCAAGGACGGUCUCUACGCUGCAGCCGCCGCCGCCGCCGCUGCAGCAGCAGCCACAGCAGCAUCUAGCAUGGGAGUCACUCCAUUCUGAAGUAUCAAUCAGAUCAAUACACGAUAAUAUUCGAUCUGGCUUCAAAAAACUCUGUGCCCCACUGUAGUUAGGGUUCUGCAUGCCUCUGGAUCUCGAGAUAUGAUCUCCGGCCGGUUUCUUGUUAACUGAAAUGCUCCUCUAUAUAUGGACGAUCAUGGCAUCGAUCAUGCAUGGCGUCUUGGCAUGCAUCGAUCGUAUCCAAGUCCUCAUCUAGCUAUGUGUAAUUCUAGUUUUCUCAGCUUCUUCAUGUAUUUUCGCCUUCAAUUUUCCUAUUCCUAUUCGCCUGCACAGAGGCUGCUAGCUGUGCGUGCUGCCUCUUAUAUAUCUUAUGGACAUAAGUAGAUCAAUUUGGCUUAGUUGCCGGGUGAUCAUUU